Messenger RNA from Centrocercus urophasianus (Greater sage-grouse), 1416 nucleotides. RefSeq names its product glial cells missing transcription factor 2 (gene GCM2). The record is from RefSeq and is a predicted model, not a curated record. NCBI's taxonomy places the organism in Eukaryota, Metazoa, Chordata, Aves, Galliformes, Phasianidae. The coding region runs from base 1 to 1416 and encodes 471 amino acids. Gene Ontology annotation, cellular component: nucleus. Gene Ontology annotation, molecular function: RNA polymerase II cis-regulatory region sequence-specific DNA binding; DNA-binding transcription activator activity, RNA polymerase II-specific. The transcript has 5 exons. Gene Ontology annotation, biological process: gliogenesis; regulation of transcription by RNA polymerase II.
AUGAAGCUCACCUGGGACAUCAACGACCCCAAGCUGCCGCAGGAGCCCGAGCGCUUCGAUGCCUUCCAGGAAUGGCCGGACGGCUACGUGCGCCUCAUCUACUCCAGCGAGGAGAAGAACGCGCAGCGGCACCUGAGCGGCUGGGCCAUGCGCAACACCAACAACCACAACUGCCAGAUCCUGAAAAAGUCCUGCCUGGGUGUGGUGGUGUGUGCAGGGAGCUGUGCCCUGCCCGGCGGGGCCAGGCUGCAGCUGCGGCCCGCCAUCUGCGACAAGGCGCGGCAGAAGCAGCAAAAGAAAGCCUGUCCGAACUGCAAUGCAGCCCUGCAGCUCAUCCCUUGCCGCGGGCACAGUGGCUAUCCUGUCACCAACUUCUGGAGACUGGAUGGCAAAGCAAUAUUUUUCCAGGCUAAAGGAGUCCAUGACCACCCUAGACCAGAGAGUAAAUUGGAGGCAGAGGCAAGACGAAGUGCAAUUAAGAAGCAUAUGUUGUCUUCUCAGAAUUCCCAGAAAAAGAGACUUCUAAACUCAGAGGCUGGAAGAUACCAUGAUAGCAGUGGUUAUGUCAGUAACAUGCAAAAUCUGCCCUCCAUAGAUGUCCCAGAAAGAGUCAGCAUCGUCACAGACACCAGUUUUUCAAUUCCAGCUCAGUCUUACCCUUUGCCGCAAAAUACCGACCUCUACAAGAUGUCUUAUGACUCGGCCAGCUUCCAAGAGGACCAGCUGUUGCCAUACCAGAAGUGCCCCAAUCCGAGGAUCUUUGUGCCCAGGCCAUGUAGUUACGAGUUUGGAGUUCCUCCCUUCAUUAGCUCCAGCCCUUACCCAUCAUGUUAUAAAGAUCCAGCAAAUCCUCCCCUCGAUGCAGACCCUAUCAGUUUGAAUGGAUCUCACUAUAAUUCCUUGACCAGCAUUGACAAGAGCUUUGACCAUACUGGUAGGCAUUAUGGACUGAAACCAAUCUGGGGGAAAACUGGUAGUGGAGACAGGAGCGACUAUGGUCAGAUGCAAACAAACACUAACCACCCUUAUUAUGGUGGUGAGUACUCCGGCAAAUACGGUCCCAGCCCCUCUCCCAUGGCCCCACCGCUACAGACUGUCAUCACAACCACCACAAAAGUGUCCUACCAGGCCUACAAGCCAUCCAUGCUGAAAUACAGCGACAACCUCUGCGACAUGAAAAACCUUCAGAGCUAUACACAUGUGGCUGAAAAUGUCUCAGGCACUAUCUAUUCAGGGAUGAAGAUUCAGGAAGACUUUGGGAUGAUCAAGUCGGCAUUGCUCUACCAGCAUGACCCAAUCACCACAAAGUCUGAACCAGUGGAGAGCGUGGAGGCCUAUCGGUACGGGAUACCACUGGGGAACAGCUAUGCUGAGCAUGAAGGACAAGCCUUAAGGUUUGAGAGUAGUGAAUAUUGA